Messenger RNA from Vicia faba (fava bean), 330 nucleotides. The record is from the annotation of a GenBank genome assembly. NCBI's taxonomy places the organism in Eukaryota, Viridiplantae, Streptophyta, Magnoliopsida, Fabales, Fabaceae.
AUGGAGCCUAGUUCUUGUGAAGACCACCAAGAUGCUUUUGGUAUAUUCGGGGUUUUCUUUACUCUUCACUAUCAAAUUUCCUUUGCAGUGAUUGUCUUGAGAUACCGAUUGUAUUUUUGUGCAGGUGUAAUGGAGGAUAAAAUGAAUCUGGACUCUCGCCAUAGCCCUUCUCAUGACCGCGAAAAUUCACCCUUUAAUGAUGACUGGGAAUGUUUCACCGGCGUCCAUGGGCAAUCCUCAAAGGAAGAGUUGUACACUUUGGCUCGUUCUGAUAAGCAGACUUUCAUCGCUUUAUCCAUGGUUGGAUCUGGAUGCUGGGAAGAUAUUUGA